This is a messenger RNA of Monosiga brevicollis MX1, 2020 nucleotides long. RefSeq lists its product as uncharacterized. NCBI's taxonomy places the organism in Eukaryota, Choanoflagellata, Craspedida, Salpingoecidae. Gene Ontology annotation, biological process: mRNA splicing, via spliceosome. Bases 5 to 2020 code for a protein of 671 amino acids. Gene Ontology annotation, cellular component: precatalytic spliceosome; catalytic step 2 spliceosome; U2-type spliceosomal complex. The record is from RefSeq and is a predicted model, not a curated record. The transcript is spliced from 7 exons.
CGCGAUGGCUUCUCUGACCAUUGAUGAGGUGAAUGGCCUCAAGGUCAAGGAGCUGAAGGACGAGCUGAAGAGCCGUAACCUUCCCACUUCUGGCCUCAAGAAUGACCUGGCGCAGCGUUUGAUUGAGGCCAUUGCUGCCGAAGGCACGACCGAAUCUGCCCCUGCCCCUGCCCCUGAAACGGCACCCCCGCCCCGUGCCGAGCCGGUUGCGACACCCGUCGACGCAGCCCAGCCUCCUGCUGUGCCAUCGACGGGCGCGCCCAAGGCCGAGGCUGAAGUACCCACCCCAUCCGCACCCCCGGCUGCGCCGGCGCCAAAAGCGGCCAAUGACGGCAAGGUUCUUCGUCGUGCUGAUGGCAAAAAGAAGAAAAACAAGAAGAAAAAAUCCAAGCAACAGUCUGACGCGCCUGCUCCGCCCACCACGACCCCGACCGACUCUGGGGUGGAGAACAUUGACAUUGAAUAUGUGCCCGAGGAGCUUCCCUCGGCUGAUCCGGCCCUAGGCGAAUUUGCCGCCAUCUUUGACCGUUUCAAGUUCACCGAGCCAGAAGAGUCGACAGAGAAAGACAAGAAUGAUCAGCAGGCGACCGAGGACGGCGAGACCAAGACAGAGGGCAUGGACGAGGAUGGCGAUGAUGAAGAGGAAACCGAUGAGCAGAAGAUGAGCAAGCGCCAGUGGCGCAAGCAUCACCGUAUGAACGUGGCACAGCUCAAGCAGUUGGUGGACCGCCCCGAUGUGGUCGAGCUGCACGACGCGCAUGCCGCCGAUCCUCAGCUGCUGGUGCAUCUCAAGGCCUAUCGUAACACCGUUCCUGUGCCUCGGCAUUGGGCCAACAAGCGCAAGUACUUGCAGGGCAAGCGUGGCUUUGAAAAGCCUCCCUUUGAUUUGCCCGAGUUUAUCAAGCGCACGGGUAUCACUGAAAUGCGUGAGGCGUUGGCCGAGAAAGAGGCUGAAAAGGGCAUCAAGGCCAAGAUGCGUGAAAAGGUGCGUCCCAAGAUGGGCAAGAUUGACAUUGACUACUCCAAGCUCCACGACGCCUUCUUUCGCUGGCAGACCAAGCCCAAGCUCACGGGCCAUGGUGAUAUCUACUACGAGGACAAGGAGUUUGAGACAGUCAUGACAAACCGCAAGCCGGGUCAGCUCUCGACGCGCCUUAAAGAGGCUUUGGGCAUGCCGGUGGGCGACGAUGCACAGCCCGUUCCCCCGCCCUGGCUUCUCCACAUGCAGCGUUUCGGCCCGCCACCAUCGUAUCCAAACCUUUCCAUCCCUGGCCUCAACGCUCCGAUUCCAUCGGGUGCCAGUUUCGGGUAUCAUCCUGGAGGCUGGGGCAAGCCUCCCGUCGAUGCCAACGGCAAGCCCCUCUACGGUGAUGUCUUUGGUGCAUACGACCCCCAACUCAAGCUACAGGGGCUCGACUUGGAGGUGGACAAGAGCCUAUGGGGCAAACUUGAAAGCGACGCAGAGAGCUCAGAAGAUGAAUCCGAGGAUGAGUCGGAAGAGGAGGAGGGGGACAGCGACGAGGAUAAGGACGAGUUGGACGAUGAUGAAGGUCUUAUCACGCCAGGUGGCAUCACAUCCGAGGCGCCGAGCGGUAUUUCAUCCAUCACAACCGCUGGUCAAGAAACACCCGACCAACUGCAGCUGCGUAAGCAGCGGACGAUUGAGGAAGCCAUGGAUGCCAGUGAGGAGAAGAGUCUGUACAAGGUUAUUCCCCAGAUGCAGGCCACGCAGGGCAGCAACAUGAUGGCCUCCCAACACGUCUAUGACCUCAAGUCCUCCUCAUCCGGCUCUGCCGCCGGUGGGGCUAGCUCGGGCGGCAUUGCCAUUGCGUUGGACAACCCCGACGAUCUGGGCCGGCUCGAGGCUAACCAAGAUCUCCUGCAACGCAAACUGGCCGAGGCCAGCGGCGCGGGCCAACGGGAAGAUCUUUCUGACAUGGUUGCCGAGCACCAAGCCAAGGCCGCGGCCAAGCGCAAGAAAUCGGACAAGGGUGGAACGUCCAAGAAAUUCAAAUUUUAA